AGAGCAGAUAGUUACUGAAGAAUUGCUUUCAAGCUUGAAUCCUCAGCCAUUAGCCAACGAACAAAAAAAACUAUUAUCCACAAUGGUGCACUGGACCGAUGCAGAGCGUGAGACCAUCAAUACCAUCUGGGCCAAGAUUGACCAUGAAGAAGCUGGCCACCAGGCCCUGACCAGGGUGCUGGUUGUGUACCCCUGGACCCAGAGGUAUUUCAGCACUUUCGGCAACCUUUCCAAUGCCACCGCCAUUGCUGGUAACCCCAAGGUCCGCGCUCACGGAAAGAGGGUGCUGGAUGCUCUCGGUGAUGCUAUCAAUCACUUGGACAAUGUGAAUGCAACUUACACCAAGCUGAGCCAGCUCCACUCUGAGAAGCUCCACGUCGACCCAGAGAACUUCAGGCUUCUGGGUGAGACCCUGGUCAUCGUCCUGGCCAGCCAGUUUGGUGCCGCCUUCACUCCCGCUGUCCAGGCUACUUGGCAGAAAUUUCUGGCUGUUGUGAUCUCUGCUCUCAGCAAACAGUACCACUAAACACCAGCCAUCCAACCCCAUGCCAGCGACAAGAAUGGGACAAGCACAACAACAUUGUGUCCGUACUUUUCAAGAACUCCGGUGCAAGCCUCAAGCACCGGCCUAUUGAAAACUACAUAUUUUUUUAUUUUCAGUCGUUGGAGCUUUGAUAAAUAAAACAGUUUAUUCUUCAAUAUA
Polyodon spathula (Mississippi paddlefish) is the source of this 703-nucleotide messenger RNA. RefSeq names its product hemoglobin subunit beta-1-like. The coding region runs from base 83 to 526 and encodes 147 amino acids. NCBI's taxonomy places the organism in Eukaryota, Metazoa, Chordata, Actinopteri, Acipenseriformes, Polyodontidae. Gene Ontology annotation, cellular component: hemoglobin complex; blood microparticle; haptoglobin-hemoglobin complex. Gene Ontology annotation, biological process: oxygen transport; hydrogen peroxide catabolic process. The transcript has 3 exons. Gene Ontology annotation, molecular function: oxygen carrier activity; oxygen binding; organic acid binding. The record is from RefSeq and is a predicted model, not a curated record.